Thyridium curvatum is the source of this 1353-nucleotide messenger RNA. RefSeq lists its product as uncharacterized. NCBI's taxonomy places the organism in Eukaryota, Fungi, Ascomycota, Sordariomycetes, Thyridiales, Thyridiaceae. The record is from RefSeq and is a predicted model, not a curated record. Gene Ontology annotation, biological process: translation. Gene Ontology annotation, cellular component: mitochondrion; ribosome. Bases 1 to 1353 code for a protein of 450 amino acids. The transcript has 3 exons. Gene Ontology annotation, molecular function: RNA binding; structural constituent of ribosome.
AUGCAGAUCCGCCUCCCAAGUCCUAGCAGGACACACGAGCAUCACCGCCCGCCCAAUCCGACGACCACACGACCGAGGACUCGCCGCCCCCUCUGGACGCCGGAACCCCUCGACCAAACUCCCGGCUUCCCCUUCGACUCCAGCGAGUCACCACCAGCCCAGACCGAGCAGAACAGCCAGUCGAGUAACCGAACUGAACCACCCCCCUCGACAAACCGAGAAGCCAUGCUCAAGCUCGCCCGCCGCACGGCCAUGGCCGAGCGGCAGGCCGCCCGCCGCGCCGCCCGCAAGCAGGCCGUCGAGGACAAGUCGGCCAAGUGGACGCGCAUCCACCAGGAGGCCCGCAUCGCCCGGGACCUGCGCGGCGAGCGCGCCGCCGCCCGCGUCGCCCGCCGCGAGGACUGGGAGCAGGGCCCGCUCGCGCCCAGGCGCAACAGCGCCGCCGGCGACGGCCGCAGCAGCGCCCAGGGCCUGUACUACGGGUCCAUCGGCCCCGAGAGGCUCAAGCCCGAGAGCAGGCUGCGCGACUUUGAGGCCGAGGCCCGCUGCGCCUGGGCCGGCGGCACCAAGCACCUGUGCCUCGCCGUCGGCGACCGCGCCGUCGUGCUCGAGGGCCCCGAGAAGGGGCGCAUCGGCACCGUGAAGGAGGUCAAUGCCGAGAAGGGGUGGGCUGUGCUGAACAACGUCGGCGUGGCCAACAUCCACCUCCCCGAGUUCAUCAUGCCCAGCGCAGAAGAGCCCGUCCAGCCCAUGGAGUACGCCAUCCCCAUCUCCUCCCUGCGCCUCGUCCACCCCAUCCCGGACCCCAAGACGGGCGCCCUCAGGGACGCCAUCAUCCGCGAGCUCGUGCCCCACAACAUCACCUUCGACCGCCAGUCCCGCUACGUCGGCUGGCAGCGCCUCGUCCCGGGGCUCAACAUCCAGAUCCCCUGGCCCAAGCGCGAAGCCCAGACCUACACGGACCACAAGUGCGACACGCUGCGCGUCGACGUCGAGCGCAAGACGUACGUGCCCACCCUGCUUAAGCCGCCCGUCCCCGCCGCCGUCAUCGACGAGCUGCGCAACCGCUACUCCAAGUUCCGCACCCGCCACGAGCCCGAGUACGUCGCGCGCAAGGAGGCCGAGGCCGAGGCCGCCGCCGCGCGCGCCGCGCUGGCGAGCACGAUGCGCACGCCGCUGCAGGAGUUCCACGCCGAGACCAAGAGGGCCCGCCUCGCGCGCGGCCAGCCCGCCCUGUCGGACGAGAUGCUCGAGCGCAUCGGCCAGGUCAUCGCCAGGAACAAGGAGAGGACGCUGGCGGCUGUCGGGGCGAGCGAGGUCGCUCCUCCUGCGACCUCUGCGCCGGAGUCAUGA